UUGUGGGUGUAACAUCGUUGUUGAUAUAAGCUUUGCAGGACAGAAACUUUGACAUACCACAAAAGUGGAACAGAAGAGUUGCUCAGAGCGGCGGUUUGUUUAAAAAGAUAAAUAGUUUAUGUGUAUGAUGGACCCGUUGUACAUGGCUUUAAGCUCUUAUCGCAGGCGAAAAUAUGACCAGUGUGCAUCACUUUGCACAGAAUUACUGGAGAAAAAUCCAUACGAUCAGGCCAUAUGGACACUUAAAAUGAAAGCCUUGACAGAACAAGUGUAUGUGGAUGAUAUAGAAGCUGAAGAGGAGGGCAUGGCGGAUGCUAUACUGGACGAUGAUAUCAUAGCCCAGGUUCCUCGCCCUGGAACUUCGCUCCGCACAUCAUCUCAAGUUCAGCGUGGUGUCAGCCAGGGUCAGAGACCACUGACACAAACUGGUCGUCCACUGAGUGGAGUUGUUCGACCAGGUACUCAGACAAGUCGGCCAGAAACUAUUGAACAGGCUCUGAAAACUCCACGUACUGCACGGACAGCUAGACCAGUGACAUCCCGCUCUGCACGAAGUGUGCGUUUGGGAACAGCAUCCAUGUUGACAGAACCAGGUGGACCCUUCAUACAGAUUUCGAGACUAAAUCUUGGAAAAUACGCUGCUAAUCCUUCCAUCGCUAAACCUCUUUUUGAAUACCUGUUUUACCACGAGAAUGAUGUGAGACAUGCUAUGGAACUUGCUGUGCAGGCAACUGAGGCCUCUUUGUUCAAAGACUGGUGGUGGAAAGUACAACUUGGGAAAUGUUACUUUGUAAUGGGCCUGAUGCGAGAUGCAGAGCAACAGUUUCGUUCAGCUCUGAAGUGGCAACAGACAGUUGAGACAUUUUUGAGGUUGGCAAGGGUUUAUAUUCGUCUGGAUCAGCCUCUGACAGCACUCGAUGUUUGCAAGACAGGACUCGAGUACUUUCCUAAUGAAGUGACGCUUACAACAGAAAUAGCCAGGUUGUUUGAGGGCAUGAACAAGAUAACAGUCUCUGUAAAAUAUUAUAAAGACAUUCUGAAGGAAGAUGCCACCCAUGUUGAGGCUAUAGCAUGCAUAGGGAUGCAACACUUUUAUACAGACCAACCAGAGGUAGCUCUUCGAUUUUACAGACGUCUGCUGCAAAUGGGUGUAUACAAUGCAGAGCUUUUCAAUAAUCUUGGACUCUGUUGUUUUUAUGCUCAGCAAUAUGACAUGACACUGACAUGCUUUGAACGAGCUUUAAAUUUAGCAACAGAUGAAGUAAUUGCUGAUAUAUGGUAUAAUAUUGCACAUAUAGCAAUUGGAGUCGGAGACUGUGGGCUGGCUUCUCAGUGCCUGAGACUAUCUCUGAGUGCAGACAGUAACCAUGCACCUGCUUACAACAACCUGGGUGUACUGGAACUCAGGCGGGGUCAUUAUGAGCAAGCUCGAGCAUUCUUCCAGGCUGCUGGCUGCCUUGCACCAUAUCUGUUUGAGCCUCAUUACAACCAUGCCUCUCUAGCAGAGAAGAUGGGUGAUCUGCAAACUAGCUACAUUGUUAUACAGAAAGCUCUUGAAGCAUAUCCUUGCCACACAGGCUCCCAAGAACUACUAAACUCACUUCAGCGGCAUUUUGCAUUUAUUUAAAUUUUAUGAAAUUACAUUUCAUAUAGUGGCUCAGUGAUUGCGACUUUAUUUGGAGUGCAAGGUUCAAUCCUCACUCAGGCAAACAAUAUUUUCUGUUCACGGAAAUUGCAGGCCUGCAGCCAGAUGAUGUUUACUACACUUCAUGCUAGUUUGACUGGAAACCUGUCAGUAAUCCUCAUGUGAACCAUCAAAGACUGCAAGUGUAUAGUCGAAAUAUUGUGGAGUAUAGUAAAUCUCUUUUAACAUUCAAUUCACAAGGAAAAUUUUAAAAUUCACAUCUUUUUUCUGUCACUUACAGCUUCUUUCACCUGUAAAGUUGCACCAUGGUUCUCAGGCCACAUUAAAUUGUAAGACCCCAUGUAACUGGCUGCAUAAGUCUGUUUAAAGGUCAAGUUCAGACCAAUUUUUUAAAAUUUUGCUUAUCAUGUUGUGCUUUCGUCUAGUCAAAAACCUUGGUUUAAUUCAGUGUGAUGAAUAUAUUUCAUGAUACAUCUGCAUAUUCCAUGCUCAUGUUUCUUUCUAAAUAUAGGAAUUAUGGCUGCAUGCUCACGGAAGUUAUACCUAUCACAUCUGCUUUGCAGUGCUAAUUAGGAUCCAGAACUAAACUAUUUUGAUAAAUAAAACACCCAUUUGUGGUGAUAUUAUAAUUUAUAUGUAUUGUUAGUUGAGUUCUAUCUUGUAAAGCCAGAGAGAAUUAGCUAUGCAACAGGAGGCAAGUUUUUAAUUAUUCACAAUACUGCAAAAGAAGUGUCAUAUGGAAGCAAAUGAGUAUCUUAUCAUUGUAACCUUGAUAUGUGCCCUAUAUAUGACAGUUAAAAUAAUUAAAAUUAUUAAUUUAUAAAUACAGUUAAAAUACUACUGUUCAUCCAGAUCAUUAGAUUUUUUUAUUUAUCUGCAGACCAUAGUUUUUAUAUGUUUAUUGCUCUAUCUUGUGCUGUGAUGACUUGGGUCACCAGCAAAAGAGUAAAUAGUGCUGCAGAUAUGUUUCACCUGCAAUUUCUAAUCCCAUUCUCAUGAGUUUAUGAGACUGUUUCCUGAGACUAUGUACGUACAGUGAAACCCCACUUUUACACUUUUCAAGGGACUUUAAAAAAAAAUGGUAUAAAAUGCGGGAAAAUGUAAAAUGUGGGAAAUAACAUUUUGAGUGGCAAAAGUUACUUACAGAAUUCCCUUUUGCAUUUAUGCACUUAAUGUAUAAUAUAUUUAUGUAGUAGGCAUCAAAAUACUUGUCAGGGACUUGUUUAUUAUCUAAUAAAGUUAUUGUAGCUGGUAACUGUCUGAGAAGUAGAAAUGUCUGACUAAAUUUCAUACGUCUUAUUUGAUGUUUUUGAAAGCCUGCAGCUGUUAGUCAUUAUUUAAAAGAAUAACACAGAACCAAUUACGUAUUUUUUCAUGCUUAGCAGGAGGCAUUUCGAGAAUUUUUUCUUGUUAAGUGCAAAUAUUUACAUAAGUUUGUUGUGUGGGGUCUGCGUAAGUGUUGUUCUGCAUUUCUUGCACUGUAGUCGUCUUUUUGAGAUUAUCAGGUACUGUGCCUCCUCAAUUAUGUAGAAAACAACAACAAAAAACACACACACGCACACGCACACACACAAAUCAUUCACUUUGUUUGUUUGUGAAACAUCACGAAAAAUACAUACAUAACUACUGCAUAUGACGACGACAAAGUCUUGGAACACGUCUUCUUAAUCAUGAAAAAAUAUGUAAUUGGUGUUGUGUUAAAAACGCAAAUUGAGCAAAGGCAUCAACUACAGCAAGUGGCCAAACGACGAAAUGCACAAAAUAUGGUUCAAUGAAGGUGUUGCGAAGAGGAGAACAAUCAUGAAGCUGCACGUGCGCAGUAGACACAGUUUGGAAAUGAUUGAUUGGUCGUGUUAUCUUUAUUCGAACAAACCUCGUUACUUCCAUCAGGCACUAUGCCAAGUAGAGCUUGGCAGAGGCAGGAGAUAUGACAUGAAUUGUUCCGACAUUUACUGUUCACUGGUUCAGAUCCACUGAGUAGAGUGCCCUGGUGUCAAGGAACUGAACCAGGAACCGUAUGUAAACACAAAUUGAUGACCAACAUCAUGCUAGUGUAAUCUUAUGCCAGUUUCUUUUCCGCAAACAUUUUUUCAUAAAGCAUAAAUCACAGGAAAAUUGGGUGCAAAUUAACGUUGUGGACAUGUGAAAUUUGACAGUAGCAAUAAAUAAAAAAAAUUUCAUAAAUAGUGGGAAAAUGUUAAUUCUGGGAGUGUAAAAGUAGGGUUAUCCUGUAUUUUGAAUAGCAGUUGUGUCACUGGCCAGCCUUGUAGCAGACCUUUGGUUGCACUAAAUUUCUGUGAAAUUAUUACCGUAUUUACUCGAAUCUAAGCCGCACCUGAAAAAUGAGACUCGAAAUUAAAGGAAAAAAAAAUUUUCCGAAUCUAAGCCGCACCUGAAAUUUGAGACUCGAAAUUCAAGGGGAGAGAAGUUUUAGGCCGCACCUCCAAAGCGAAACAAAGUUGGUCCAUUGUAAUAUGAGACACAAUUUAGGUCGAAUGAAUGACGAUACAGCUACAGUAGUUUGGUUCGAGCCGUAAGCUUAGCAGUUAAGCUUUACCAGGUAACCAUUGCUAUGCGUAGGCGCUCCGUCCGUAUUUAUACGGGUACCCUUCGUUUUUCACGUGCUUCGUCUGGUUUGAAUUGAUUGCUUAUUUUUCUCUGAUCUGAUAAGUGCCGUUCUCUUUGUUAUAGGUGUUUACGUCACUCUGAGCUGAAAAUGCAUUACUGUACUGUGUCAUGCAUUGUUUGUCGCAUUCUGAUAAUGAAUGUUUAGGAAUUGUGACAGUAGCGAAACAAUGGAAAGAGACUGCUAUUUGUUGUUAUUUACACUGCUGCUUUCUUUGUUAAUGAUCAACAAGAACCAAGUAAUAAACUGCGUAUGAUAGAAUAUGUUCUGAACGAGAGUUUAGCGAAAAUUUUUCUCCGUUUGAAAAUCUUUGCAGACGUCUCUUUAGUACAUUACUUUCUGCACAGAAAUUAGUCAUCUUAGAUUUAAAAAUCUAGUUAAUUGCCGUGCUUCAUUUCUGACUGUAUCCCUAUUAGGCAUAAGAAUAAUACGAAUAUAAACAUGAUAUGAUAUGUGUAUACUUCCGCGUUUGCUGUUGUCUCACUAGUUUCGUAGCUUAUUAGCCAGACAGGAUUUAAAUGAGAUAGCAGCAAACACGAAAGAAUACAUGGCAAAAUGUUUAUAUUCAUAUUCGUAUUAUUCUUAUGGUGAAGACAAUACUGCAUGUGAUUCACAAAAGUUCCCAUUAGCAACCAUCUCUUGUCACAGGUAGGAAAAAAUUCAGAACAUAGAAUUGGCCAUACUGACAAACAUUCCAAACAGUCUUGCCAGUGGGACUUUCGUAGUACAUUGAAAAGCUGCUACAUUCGAAGAUGAACAAUACGGAAUUUGUAUUUACUUCGUUGGAUAAUGUAUGAAAAUGCAGUGGUCGAAAUUCGGGGCGGAGAAAAAAAAGCUCGUCUUCCGCCUUUUUUUAAAUUUUCUUUACUGACGUAGAGGUUUUGGCGCCAGUAUUUAUCUUUGUGCCUGCAAAGCAUGCCUGUGUAGCGCUACAUAUAUUUGACGGCAGAAGUUAGUUGUGGCAGCACCUCCCAACAUAUUUCAGAACUUCCCAUUACUUUGCACUCGAUUCUAAGCCGCAGGCGGCUUUUUGGAUUAUAAAAAACCGGAAAAAAGUGCGGCUUAGAUUCGAGUAAAUACGGUACCUAUUUGGCAUAUUAUUUGCACAUAUCUUUUACUAUUUUAAUAAAGGGAUCCUUUUUGUCUGCCAUAUGUAAUGCUUUCCAAAGCAGUUUUUGUAGAAAGAUGUCAUAUGUCAUUCCUAAAAUUAAUGCAUUGCUUUUCAAUUUUUCCAAAAUCUGUUAUAAUACAAAAAGAUGGUCUGUACAUAAUCUAUGAAACCAUGUUGCUCUCCUUGGAUCGUAAAAUCAGUUUCCACUUUUUUUUU
Molecule: messenger RNA, 5598 nt
Organism: Schistocerca cancellata (South American locust)
Lineage: Eukaryota; Metazoa; Arthropoda; Insecta; Orthoptera; Acrididae
Gene: BBS8
Product: tetratricopeptide repeat protein 8
Exons: 8
Coding region: 119-1627 (502 amino acids)
Biological process (GO): non-motile cilium assembly
Cellular component (GO): BBSome; ciliary basal body; non-motile cilium
Molecular function (GO): protein binding
Source: RefSeq, a predicted model, not a curated record